CUCAGAGUGGCAGCACACAACAGAAACAGCAGCAGCAGCAGCAGGCGGCAGCUCGAAACAAAUAUUAUUAACUAAAAAUUCUAACUAACGGUACUUAAAGCCUCUCUCUCAAACUGUCUCUCUCUCUUCCUGUCAACGCGAUCAGUAUUAACAUUUAACGGUAACUAAACAAAGCCACAAGAAAGUGCUGGUUCGCGAUUGCAACAAGUUGUUGUUGGUGUUUUCGUUCGUUUGUCAUUUGUUCGAAUAUUGAAUUUCAAAUUCGAUUUUCUAUUCAAUUUCAAUGCGUUCUAUGCGGAAACGGAAGCCGGUCGACCACUCGGCGUAUGUGUAAUAAUUUCCUCGAUGGGAAAACAGUUUUAUAGUUUCGGAAUACGUUUGGGAAAGACAUUCUUUGGUGACAUUUUCGGAAAAGGGUUUUGAAUAAUUUCGCAGCACGUGCUGCAGAACAAUAAGCUCUCUAUCCGCGUGUGUUUGAAACGUCCUUGUGCCUCCUACUACUAUACAUAUACACAUACUACGCCUUACAUAUACACACACAAACACACACACACAAGAAACGUGCGUAAGUCAUUACGUCGUUAGUUUGCUUUGGGCUUUGCGCAAACGCCAAAAAAAAUACAACAAACAAAAAACAACGUCCAGAAAUAAAGGAAAAGCAAAAAGCAAUUUAGCAGAGAGAACUGUUCAGCAAGUUCAAGUCUAAGGACACACACACACACCAUAAGAACAGCUGUGGCAAGGACGAAGCCAACAAAAAAUGACGACUACAGUCAGGCCUGAUUAUAGCGACAACAAGAACAAGAACAACCAGGAGCUGUGCCAAAACGGAAACGGAAAACAGCCGAACCACCACCCGCAUCAUUGAAAGUGAAACUUUGGAACGUUCUUUCGGCGAAUUUGGUGGUCGCCCAAAAACCGCAUUGGCCGACGUGCUGGAUCACAAGCGCCGCCUAGGGCGCCAGACAGGUGCAGCAGCAGCAACAGCAACAGCAACAGCAGCAGCAGCAGCAGUAACCGCAGGAGGAGCCACAUCAGCAGCCAGUCAGCCCCGCAAGUCGAAACUCCUCGUCGAGCGGAAAGUCGGGAAAACUGACAGCAACACUGACAGCGCAACAGAAACUACAGAAGCUCCGGCUACGACAGCAACAUCUGCAACAUCAACAGCAGGCGCAGCAACAACAACAACAACAACAGGGGGAACAACAGCGAGUGCAACUGCAACAACAGCAGCAGCAAUCCAUACAACAAAAAUCAGCCAAGUGAGGCUUAAUAACCCAGCGACAACAAGCAUGUUACUUUUGCAACCCAAUAGCUCCUUUAGUUCAUUGUCGCCCUUUGAUAAUUUCUCCUCGCAAUCCGCGACGACGACCACAACGUCGUCGGUAACCGCAGCAGCAGCUGGACACCAUCAUCUUCAGCAGCAGCAGCAGCAACAUCAUCAUCUCCAACAGCAACAUCUGCAGCAUCAGCAGCAGCAACAGCAACAGCAGCAGCAGCAGCAACAACAUCAUCAUCAGCAGAUCCUAAACUCCCAACAACACCUGCUAAAGACCGAGUCACUGCUCUCCCAUGAGGAGGAUCAGUUGAUCAGCAACCUGAACGACGUGGCCGGAUCGCACAGUGAGCUCUUCUCGGAUCUCUUCUUCCCCUCGGACUCGAACAACUCGCUGCUCUCGCCGACGACCAGCGGCUAUCCGGAUAAUCCAUCUGGCGAGGAUCUUACCAGCUCCAUCGAGAACCUCACCAAGCUCACGUGUCUGCGGGACAAGCGGCUCUCCUCCAUUCCCGAGCAGCAGCUCAGCUCUGAGCAGGAGCAGCAGCUCUGCCUGCUCAGCCUUCGCUCCAGCAGUGAUCCAGCCAUAGCCCUCCACGCCCAACAGCAGCAGCAGCAGCAGCAACAGCCCCAGCAGCAGCAGCAGCAGCAACAGGAGCAACAGCGGCAACCCGGUUCCGGCCAAAUCCAGCUGAUCUCGCCCAUCGGUGGCCCUCUGUCCUGCGGCAGCAGCCUGCCCAGCUUCCAGGAGACCUACUCCCUAAAGUACACCAGUAGCAGCGGCAGUAGUCCCCAGCAGGCCUCCUCCUCCUCGACGGCGGCUGCCACGCCAACCGAUCAGGUGCUGACCCUCAAAAUGGACGAGGACUGCUUCCCCCUGACCAGUGCCGCCGAGGUUAUGUCCGGGUGGAAUGCCAGCCCGGCUCCAGCUCCCGCCCAGCUCCAGCAGCUCCACACGCUCCAGACACAGUCCCAGUCCCAGUCCCAGAUGUCGCACUCACAUCCGCAUCCCAACAGCAGCAGCAGUGGCAGCAACAACAACAACAACGGCGGCAGCAGUGGCUACAACUACCACGGACACUUCAAUGCCGUCAAUGCCAGCGCCAAUCUCUCGCCCAGCUCCUCGGCCAGCUCCCUCUACGAGUACAAUGGUGUCUCCGCUUCCGAUAAUUUCUACGGACAGCAGCAACAGCAGCCAAACUAUCAUAACUACAAUUCACAUAAUGGAGAACGCUACUCGUUGCCCACCUUUCCCACCAUCUCGGAACUGGCGGCGGCCACAGCUGCUGUGGAGGCGGCGGCAGCAGCCUCCAUUUCUGCUUCAGUGGGGCCGACGCCGGUGCGUCGAUCCUCGUUGCCUGUGCAGCGGACAGUCUCACCCGCCGGUACCUCCGCCCAGAGCCCCAAGCUGGCCAAGAUCACGCUGGGUCAGCGGCAUCACGCCCAUGCCCAUGCCCACGCCCAUCCUCUGCAGUUGAGUUCGGCGCCCAAUUCGUCGGCCAGUUCUCCGGCAAGUGCCGCAGGGGCAGAUCUCCAGGCGGGACGACUGCUGCAAGCGGCCUCCCAGCUGUGCGCCGUCUGCGGGGACACUGCCGCCUGUCAGCACUAUGGCGUGCGGACCUGCGAAGGCUGCAAGGGAUUCUUCAAGCGGACGGUGCAGAAGGGCUCCAAGUACGUCUGCUUGGCGGACAAGAUGUGCCCGGUGGACAAGCGGAGACGCAAUCGGUGUCAGUUCUGUCGCUUCCAGAAGUGUCUGGUCGUUGGCAUGGUCAAGGAAGUGGUUCGCACGGACUCCCUCAAAGGACGUCGGGGUCGUCUGCCCUCAAAGCCGAAAUCGCCACAGGAGUCGCCGCCAUCCCCACCCAUUUCCCUGAUAACGGCUCUGGUGAGGAGCCAUGUGGACACCACGCCCGAUCCCUCGUGCCUGGACUACACCCACUACGAGGAGCCGUCGAUGAGCGAGGCGGACAAGGUGCAGCAGUUCUAUCAUCUGCUGACCAGUUCGGUGGAUGUGAUCAAACAGUUUGCGGAGAAGAUACCCGGCUACUUGGAUCUCACGCCUGAGGAUCAGGAGCUGCUCUUCCAGUCGGCCUCCCUGGAGCUGUUCGUCCUGCGUCUGUCCUAUCGCGCCCGCAGCGACGACACCAAGAUGAUCUUCUGCAACGGCACCGUGCUCCAUCGCAGUCAGUGCCAGCGAUCUUUCGGCGAGUGGCUGAACGACAUCAUGGACUUUAGUCGGAGUCUUCACAGCCUGGAGAUUGACAUAUCAGCUUUUGCCUGUCUCUGUGCCCUCACGCUGAUCACAGAGCGGCAUGGCCUGCGUGAGCCGAAGAAGGUGGAGCAGCUGCAGAUGAAGAUCAUUGGUAGUCUGCGCGAUCAUGUCACCUACAAUGCCGAGGCCCAGAAGAAGCAGCACUACUUCAGCCGGCUUCUGGGGAAACUUCCGGAGCUGCGAUCCCUCAGUGUUCAGGGAUUGCAGCGGAUCUUCUAUCUGAAGCUGGAGGAUCUGGUGCCAGCGCCAGCCCUCAUCGAGAACAUGUUCGUCACCACAUUGCCCUUCUAGGCAGUCCAAAUCCACAUCACAACAUUGCUUCCUUCAACCUAGACCUAAGUUAGACCCACUAAGAACUAGGUAAUCCAUAACUAGCUUUAGUAGAAACCCCAAUAAAAAAAUCAAAGAAAAGAAAAAAAAAAAGAAAACAAAAAACCCAGUGAGUGCAAGUAUGCAGCAGACCCAGGCCAUAUCUAUAGUUCGAGGAUAGAUAGUUAGACAACCAUCAUCCCCUUCGGAUAAUUACGGACAUGAAUAUUUGAAAGAGUUUCGUAAGGAGCGGAGUGCAUUGCUGGCUCCUUCGUGACUUGUCAGCGCCCAAAGGAAAUUACAACUUGUUGACGUUAAUUGUUCAAAUUGUUUAAUUUCAACUGUCAAAAUCAAUAGGCGUGCACGCACAAGACCCACGGACUUCAAUGGCUUCAAUGGCAAACACUUUCACAGCACAACCCUUCCGACUCAGCUCUGAGCUUGCUCAACAUUCAUUGUUAACCGACCGACAAAUCGACAGACAGACACACGGACACACAGCCUGGACAGUACGCUCUUUUGCCUUUGUUUUUGCUACCUUCUAGUCAAUUGUUUUAAGCGUUACAAAACCACAAUUAGAGCUAUGCGAUUAUUAUUUGUAGGAUAUAUAUGAGCCCUUAGAAAGGUCCCUCCAGAAUAAGUGAAAAAAAUACUAAAUAAUAGUUGAAUGGCCAUAAAUUGGAGACAUUCAAUAGCCAAUAACCAUGUUUUGCUUUCUUAAUGUUUUCCUCUUUUAGGAUAGAACAUCCAGUUUGUGAAAAUCAACUAUCAGAUCAUAUCAUAGAAAUGCCAUGCUUGCCCUCUAGCUAAGAUAAUUCCCAACCAUUACCCCAACCAAGUAUUUCUGUAAAAUCUAUAGAUAGGUUUAGAUAUAUAGGAUAACACUAGGUAUACUUUGGUUCAAGUUAUGUAUCAACAAUGCACUCAACCAGUGCACAUUGAGAGUUUAAGUACCUUUUUGUGAUGAUUGUGUCUGACACAGAGAGUUGUUGCACACAAACACACACAAAUCUAGCCGAUAAGAAAAGAUAUAUCUGUUAAUCUCUAGAAUAUAACAUAACCUAAGUAUUUCGGUAGCGUAGCCCAAAACCCAUAUGUGUAUAGUGUGUACGUUCCAAACGAGAAACGAUAAAAAAAAAACAUAAAAAACCUUAUUUAAUCUUAGCCACUCCAACUGAGUUCUCAAAGAAAAGGCAAAUGGAUCGAUCGAUCCGUUUGCCACUCUCUCUAUAUGUGUGUUAUUUCGAUAGGAAACCCCCUCUAUGUGAUUUUGUGAUAGAUUGGCAUUGAACUCAACUCUGAAUAUAUAGUAUGUCUAUGUCUAUAAUACAUAUACAAUACAUGCAUAAAUUUAUAUAUUUUGAUGUCUAACUUUUGUAUGGUUUAUUUUAUACGUACAACUUUUCUUUGAUAACAACAAAAACAAAACAAAAAAUUAAGAUCGUUAGCUAGCAAGAAAUAUUUAAUAGUAUAUUUCGAGGAAAUUUCAAAGUACAGCCUUUAGCAACUUUCCAAUUAAUGUUUGUAUUAAAGGAAAACAUUUUCUAUGUGUAAAAUUCAAGACUUUUAUAGAACUAAAAUGUUAACUGAAAAAAGGAAAAAA
Drosophila pseudoobscura is the source of this 5460-nucleotide messenger RNA. RefSeq names its product Hormone receptor-like in 38 (gene Hr38). Bases 1293 to 3839 code for a protein of 848 amino acids. Gene Ontology annotation, cellular component: nucleus; transcription regulator complex. The transcript has 5 exons. Lineage: Eukaryota; Metazoa; Arthropoda; Insecta; Diptera; Drosophilidae. Gene Ontology annotation, molecular function: zinc ion binding; nuclear glucocorticoid receptor binding; RNA polymerase II cis-regulatory region sequence-specific DNA binding. Gene Ontology annotation, biological process: cellular response to corticotropin-releasing hormone stimulus; regulation of transcription by RNA polymerase II. The record is from RefSeq and is a predicted model, not a curated record.